AUGAUGAGCAAUAACAGCUUUACUCCUGGGUAUUUUCAGCUGACUCUGUUUACAGACUCUGGGCCCCUCAGAUAUCUGUUCUUCUGUCUGUGUCUGUUGAUCUACAUGACUAUAAUCUCUGCUAACGUUGUCAUUAUUCUGACAGUCUGCCUGGAGACGUCUCUGCAUCAACCCAUGUACAUGUUUAUCUCCUGUCUGUGUUUAAACUCUCUGUACGGCUCAGCUGGCUUCUUCCCCAGGUUCCUGAUGGACAUUCUGUCUGACACUCAUUUGAUCUCACGAGCAUCUUGUUUCAUUCAGAUAUAUCUUAUUUACACCUAUGCAUCAUACGAACCAACCAUCCUCAGCAUCAUGGCCUAUGAUAGAUUUGUUGCUAUUUGCCAGCCUUUACACUAUCACAGCAAAAUGACAUUUAGGAUGGUGAGACGUCUUUUGAUUUUUGCUCUGCUCUAUCCUGCAUCUGCUAUUUGCUUCCUUGUUUAUCUUACUGUUCGAUUGCCUUUGUGUGGAAAUAAACUGCACAGGCUUUUCUGUGUUAACUGGCCUGUGGUUCGGCUCUCCUGUGUGGACACAACUCUGAACAGCAUAGCAGGUCAGUUUAUUUUGAUAAUAACCUUCUUCAUCCCCCUGUUCUUUGUCCUGUACACCUAUCUACGGAUUCUGCUUGUGUGCAGGAGAAGCUCGUCUGAAUUCAGAGGAAAGGCGUUACAAACCUGCCUGCCCCACAUAGUGACAUUUGUGACCUAUAUGUUUUCUGUCUUCUGUGAGAUGUCACUGACUCGAUUAGAGGGUGAGAGACUGAAUCCAAUCAUCAUAGUUGUUUUCUCUUUAGAGUGUGUGAUUAUUCCCCCCAUCAAUAACCCUCUAGUUUAUGGCCUGAAACUGCCUCAAAUCAAAGGAGUGAUUUUUAGAUUUUUGAAGAUGUGCAAAAUGGGUCCUGCUGUCAAAAUGUAA
Messenger RNA from Micropterus salmoides (largemouth bass), 954 nucleotides. RefSeq names its product olfactory receptor 51L1-like. The record is from RefSeq and is a predicted model, not a curated record. Gene Ontology annotation, molecular function: G protein-coupled receptor activity; olfactory receptor activity. Gene Ontology annotation, cellular component: membrane. The transcript has a single exon. Gene Ontology annotation, biological process: G protein-coupled receptor signaling pathway. Lineage: Eukaryota; Metazoa; Chordata; Actinopteri; Centrarchiformes; Centrarchidae. Bases 1 to 954 code for a protein of 317 amino acids.